GAUUGAUCUAGUCGACCGAUCUGGACCACAUUCGACGCACCCGAGAAUAGCAGUAACCACAACCCGACCCUACUCUGAUCUAUCGACCUACACCUCUUCCAACAUGUCCACAAACGUCUUCUUCAACUCCCCCUCCGUCACUGGGAUCUUCGGUUCCCCCUAUGAUAACGGCAAUUACGAUGGCUACAAUGGCUACGAUAGCAAUAAUGGAAACGGGGGGAAUCGACCCAACUCGGGCUCCCCGGUCCUCUACAUCCUACUCCCGAUCUUGAUCGUACUGAGCACGUUGUUGUUCAUGUUGUUGGCCUUCUUGAUCGGGUUGAUCGUGCUCAGGAGAAAGAGCCGCGUCAAGUGAGUCUUCGAUGGGGUUUUGGUAGGCAUGCGGUGAUCAUGUCGCUCGAUAUGGAUCAUCUGGGUUGAAGGUACCGGUUGCUAAUAAGGUUGUCCUCGCGAUGUUAUAGGUUGGUUGACGACGGCGGUCCUCUGGACGUGAUGAGGAACGACGGAGUCAUCGGUGAAGGAGGGGUAGCAGGCGUAGAGUCGAGGUGGUUGGAAGAAGCUUCCGAGGAUGAGAGACAGGGGUAUAGGAGGGCCAAGGAAUAUCAACAACAAUACCCACCUUCGUCGAUCGCCACCGACAUUACCCUCUCACAAUUCCUCUCCAUCCAGGAAAAGGGCGUCUCUGCCUGGUGUUUCGAACCCGACUACGAAUCCAACCCGUCCCUCUACGUCGAAUCACGCACCGAGAUCACCUUUCUCUCUGACGGACCUGGCAUGGCCACCCGCGAAGGUGGUGGAAACACGGUCCUCGCCAACCUGCCCGUUCCCAAGCUCAACGAGGUAUAUUACUGGGAAGCCAAGAUGUACGAGAAACCGAGCUCGACCGAGGUGGUCGUCGGGCUGGCCACAAGACCUUUCCCGAGUUUCAGGAUGCCCGGGCAUGCCAAGGUGUCGAUGGGAUAUCAUUCUUCAGACGGCUUUAGGUGCCAUAACUACCCGUUCACAUCGACCUCGUAUGGACCCCCAUUGGCCGAGGGGGACGUGCUUGGGGUCGGGUACAGACCCAGGACGGGCACAAUGUUCUUCACGCGAAACGGGAAAAAGCUGGAAGACUGUUACACUGGACUCGCCGCUCUCAACCUCUUCCCCGCCAUCGGUGCGAACGGUCCCGCAACGGUCCACGUUAACCUCGGCCAGGCCGGGUUCGUCUUUAUCGAGGCCAACGUCAAGAAGUGGGGGUUGGCACCGAUGAUGGGCACCCUGGCGCCUCCGCCCGCUUACGGCAGCGAGAGGGGGAGUAUCCUCUUGGAUGCCGGAUACGGAACUCCGGGGGCGAGAAGCAUCACGCCAGAGGUCUUGAGCGCGGCUAGGAGGUUGAUCGAUGAGAAUCAGUCGGGGGCGGGGAACGAGCAGGCGGGGGCGGCUGCUUCGUCGUCAUCCAUGUCAAACUCGAUCGGUCGACCUAUUCCUAGUGGAGCUGCCGCGUGGCAGCAGGGACACCGGAGGGGUAUGUCUCAGCCGGUAGUCCCUUCGCCUCUGAGGGAAGGGUCCCUACCCGCCCGUAAUCACCUAGGAGGGGAAAGUGCCAGCAUCAACCCGAGGACAGGGAGACGACGGGGCAACGAGGCGGUAGCGGGCAGGUAUCACUCGCCGACGGAUCAGCCGAGAUUAAAUAGGACUUUCCCCGAUGCGAGCGUACUCGAGGAAGGUCGGGCGGACGAGGUUGAUGUCGAGGCCUCGACGUCGGUGGCAUCCGAUACCGAGGACGAGACAAGCAGUACGGCGUCCAGUUCGAGAGGACUUGUGCCCGGUGGAUUGCGUCGUCCAUCGUCACCUGGUGGUUCGCCCUUGCCGCACAACCCGCCUACACCCAAUCAUCUCGACAUUUCGCUCCACUCUUUCCACGGCCAUUCGAAUUCCAACGACUUUUUCGGCGGUCGAGCCAGCGAGGAAGCGAGUGGGGAGAGCGGGUCUAGCGAUGAGACGGCCAGACAAGAGGACGAGGUGGCGAGGAGGGAGAGGAGGAGGCAGAGACGGGAUGCCAGGCGAUCGGCGCAGUUGGCUUCUGUCGGCCAGGACGGUCUGCAAGCGAGGCUACAUGCGCUGGUCUCCGGAGCAAUGGGUCCAGGUUCGAGCGAUGUGCCUCCACCCGGAUAUGCGCCGUUGGAUCCGUACCGCUAUGCUGAUGGCGUACCUACCGACUUGCCGGCCGACAUCAUCUCUAGAGCGUUUGAAGAUAACACCCAAUCCAAUACGCUGCAAAAUGCUCAAUCAGCGCAACCAUCCUUCUGGGACCGCCUGACGGGCCGAUCUUGACCUGGUCCCUUGAAAGACAUCGAGCCCCCUCAUGUAGCCAAUUCGACAGAACCACGCCCCUUUUCAUGACCGACAUGGCGAGCGAUCGCCACAUCCUCCUCAUCUUAACUCCACCUUUGUAAAGUUCUAUCAAAGUUGUAAAUUCUCAACCCUCUUGAGCGAAUCUACAUGAAACCCGCUGCUGGGCG
Messenger RNA from Filobasidium floriforme, 2504 nucleotides. Its product is annotated as concanavalin A-like lectin/glucanase domain-containing protein. The coding region runs from base 493 to 2316 and encodes 607 amino acids. Lineage: Eukaryota; Fungi; Basidiomycota; Tremellomycetes; Filobasidiales; Filobasidiaceae. The transcript has 4 exons. The record is from RefSeq and is a predicted model, not a curated record. Gene Ontology annotation, molecular function: protein binding.